This is a messenger RNA of Penicillium alfredii, 1188 nucleotides long. RefSeq names its product multifunctional nuclease RAD27 (gene fen1). Gene Ontology annotation, cellular component: nucleus; cytoplasm. The transcript has 5 exons. NCBI's taxonomy places the organism in Eukaryota, Fungi, Ascomycota, Eurotiomycetes, Eurotiales, Aspergillaceae. The record is from RefSeq and is a predicted model, not a curated record. The coding region runs from base 1 to 1188 and encodes 395 amino acids. Gene Ontology annotation, molecular function: 5'-flap endonuclease activity; DNA binding; 5'-3' exonuclease activity.
AUGGGUAUUAAAAACCUGUACCAGGUGAUCUCCGAAAAUGCCCCCGAUUCGAUUAAAACGGGCGAGAUUAAGAACCAUUUCGGCCGCAAGGUCGCAAUCGAUGCAUCCAUGAGCAUCUACAGUUUCCUGAUCGCCGUGCGCUCGGAGGGCCAGCAGCUGAUGAGUGAGACCGGUGAGACGACAUCGCACCUGAUGGGCAUGUUCUACCGCACACUUCGAAUGGUGGACAACGGCAUCAAGCCCCUCUACGUCUUUGAUGGGGCCCCGCCGAAACUGAAGUCAGGCGAGCUGGCCAAACGUGGAGCACGCAAGGCGGAGGCCACCGAGGCUCACGAGGAGGCCAAGGAAACGGGUACGGCGGAAGAGAUCGAGAAGUUCUCGCGGCGAACGGUCCGCGUCACGCGCGAGCACAACGCCGAAUGUAAGAAGCUCUUGAAGCUGAUGGGGAUCCCCUACAUUGAUGCGCCCACCGAGGCCGAGGCGCAAUGCGCGGUCCUGGCACGGGCGGGCAAAGUGUUCGCCGCCGCCUCGGAGGAUAUGGAUACCCUCUGCUUUGAAGCUCCCAUUCUCCUGAGACAUUUGACGUUUAGCGAGCAGCGAAAGGAACCCAUCCAAGAAAUUCACUUGAAGCAGGCACUGGAGGGGCUCGGCAUGGACCGCAGUCAGUUCAUUGACCUGUGUAUUCUCCUGGGCUGCGAUUACCUGGAACCGAUUCCGAAAGUCGGCCCCAGUACUGCGCUCUCCCUAAUCAAAGAGCACGGCAGUCUGGAGAAGGUGGUGGAGUACAUGCAGAAGGACCCGAAAAAGAAGUAUGUGAUUCCGGAGGACUGGCCCUACCAAGACGCCCGAGACCUGUUCCUCACUCCGGACGCCCGAGAUGCCGACCACCCGGACUGCGAUUUCAAGUGGGAAGCCCCAAACAUCGAUGGCCUGGUUGAAUUCCUGGUCACUGACAAGGGUUUCAACGAGGAUCGGGUGCGCAACGGAGCCGCCCGCCUGCAGAAGCACCUGAAAUCCGCGCAACAGUCCCGAUUGGAGGGUUUCUUCAAGCCUGUGGCUCGCACCGAUCAAGAGAAGGCCAAUUUGAAGCGCAAGCACGAUGAGAAGCUCCAGGAGCAGAAGAAGCGCAAGAAGGAUGAAGCCAAAGCGAAGAAGGACGCCAAGGCCAAACCGCGCGGGGCGGGCUAG